AUUCAAGGAACAAAAACGAGGAUACGUUUGUACAUGACUAUGUACAUGACGUUUUUAAAGAAAUGUUCCGUGAUCCGAAUUAUGAGAUUAUUUGGGCAAACACCGAAAGUCUAUCUUCAAGAGAGCACCGAGCGACUUACGGACGUUCCAAAGGCAGAAAACCAGACAUUACAAUAUAUCGAGUUAUGAAAAAAGACGAAAAGAAAGAAACAUGUAAAGUUGAACGUGAAGAAACGUGCUUCGUAGAAGCCAAACAUUUAUCAGUCACGAGAAAUAGCAAAAUUGGAGGCUACAAUCUUUAUAAAGUAGCCAUCCUUUGCCAGGGGGGCAUCAACAGAAUAAUUUAUUCACGUGGAAACACACCAAAACUUAAGUCCUUUGGAGGACAUAUUUGUGAAGGUUACAUCUAUUUGGGAACGAUGGACCUAGAGUAUGACGGGAUUUACCGAUACUUUCAACUCUCCGAAAUUAAACUCGCUCAGAAACUUUCUGAGUUUAACCUCGUGAGAAAGUUAAUUAUAGAAACAUUUUAUUUCAAGUGUCGGAUUGAUAGUUUUUAUUCUAGUGAAAAUAACAAGAGAUUAUCUGACAAUAUUUCUUGCCAUAAUAGCUUCUCCCGUGAACCAACAAUCACACCGAAGGCAUGUAGAAGUACGAUGAUUCCAGUUGUUAGCUUGAUUGAAAAAACUACGAAAACCAAUAAUUGUAAAACAUAA
This is a messenger RNA of Racocetra persica, 716 nucleotides long. The record is from the annotation of a GenBank genome assembly. NCBI's taxonomy places the organism in Eukaryota, Fungi, Glomeromycota, Glomeromycetes, Diversisporales, Gigasporaceae.